AUGGAUUUAGAUGAUGAUGGUCGAUUGCAAAAUGUUCUAUGGGUGGAUGCAAGAAGUAGGGCCGCAUUUAGGGAAUUUGGUGAUGUUGUGACAUUCGAGACGACAUAUUUAACCAACAAAUAUGAUAUGCUAUUUGCUACAUUUGUCGGUGUUAACCAUCACGGCCAAUCCACAUUAUUAGGCUGUGGGUUAAUCUCCCACGAGGACACAGAAACUUUUGUUUGGCUUUUUAAAGUGUGGCUUGCUUGUAUGGGAAAUUCUACUCCUAAGGCAAUAAUCAUAGACCAGGACAGGGCUAUGCAAAAUGCCGUCGAGAUUGUGUUUCCCGAUACAAGACAUAGAUGGUGUUUGUGGCAUAUUAUGAAGAAGUUGCCGGAAAAGUUAAAAGGUUAUAGGGAAUAUGAACAUAUAAAGUUUACUUUGCAAAAUGUUGUGUAUGAUUCGUUGACAUGUGAGGAGUUUGAAGAAUGGUGGAAUUCGUUCAUUGAAAAAUACAACCUGCACGGCAAUGAUUGGUUAUCUAGUUUGUAUAAUGAAAGAUAUCGUUGGGUGUCGGCAUUUGUGAAAGGUACUUUCUGGGCUGGAAUGUCUACUACGCAACAUAGUGAAAGCAUGCAUGCCCUUUUCGAUGGGUACAUAAAUUCGAAAACGACAUUAAAACAAUUUGUAGAACAAUAUGAGAAUGCAUUGCGUGAUAAAGUCAAAAAAGAAAAUGAGGCUGAUUUCAAAUCGAUCAAAUCAUCGAUACCUUGUAUAAGCAUUUAUCCUAUAGAGAAACAAUUUCAAGAGGCAUACACUACUGCAAAAUUCAAAGAGUUUCAAAAAGAGCUUGCAGGUAAGCUCCAUUAUGAGAUAUAUUCUUUGAAGGAUAUGGAGUCCAAAGUUGAAUAUGUUGUGAAGGAAGAUGUAAUGGUUGGAGAGAUAUACCGUCAGGUUUCGUUUGUGGUUUGGUCUGAGAACCGUUGUUCUGAGUACAUUUUAAGGCAUUGGAGGAAAAAUGUAUUCAGAUGCCACACGAAAGUUAAGGGUGGGAGUUCACAAGAAUCAAAAGAAUCAAAUGAAGCUGAUGUAAAUGAUAUUAACUUCCACAAUCAUGAUGCAGGAGUCUAUGUUUUAAGUCCGGGUUAUAACGACAUGUCAGUAAGUUUAAGGCCAUCACUUGGAGAUGCAGAAUAG
This is a messenger RNA of Pistacia vera, 1176 nucleotides long. RefSeq names its product protein FAR1-RELATED SEQUENCE 5-like. Lineage: Eukaryota; Viridiplantae; Streptophyta; Magnoliopsida; Sapindales; Anacardiaceae. The transcript has 4 exons. The record is from RefSeq and is a predicted model, not a curated record. The coding region runs from base 1 to 1176 and encodes 391 amino acids. Gene Ontology annotation, biological process: regulation of DNA-templated transcription.